GGUCACUUCGCACUCAGUCAAGGACAGUGCCGACGGUCGACUCGGUUCCAUGUCGACACAAAUGUCAUUCAUCGUCAAACGCAAAUUUUCGUGAUUGGACAAAUUUCCUCGUGUUUUAUUUUUUGCAAAGCGUCAUCACCUGUUGUUAUUUUUUCUGAACGGUCGUGACAGAAAUAAGCUGUGCUCAAGAUGAUUUAUAUUAACGCGGACGAAGAGACGGAGAACAUCACCGAGGAUCAAAUCAUCGACGAAAUAGAAGAAGUCGAGAGGACUUUGAUUGAAGAAAAUGAAAGGAAAUUGUCGGUGUUCAGCAUCCAGGCUCCUCCAGCAGUGACCCCGUUGCCUUUGAUGCCCGGGAUCAUCGCCCCUGAUCCCAUUUUGGCGCAACCCAAUGUCCACGAAAUAUUUCCGGGGGUGGAGUCGCCGAAAAAGUCUAGAAAAAUCUGCUGCAAUUGU
Molecule: messenger RNA, 456 nt
Organism: Notodromas monacha
Lineage: Eukaryota; Metazoa; Arthropoda; Ostracoda; Podocopida; Cyprididae
Source: the annotation of a GenBank genome assembly